This is a messenger RNA of Sander lucioperca (pikeperch), 1122 nucleotides long. Its product is annotated as GTPase IMAP family member 7-like. NCBI's taxonomy places the organism in Eukaryota, Metazoa, Chordata, Actinopteri, Perciformes, Percidae. Gene Ontology annotation, molecular function: GTP binding. The coding region runs from base 154 to 867 and encodes 237 amino acids. The record is from RefSeq and is a predicted model, not a curated record. The transcript is spliced from 2 exons.
GGUGUCUGCAGAAUGUGCUGGUCUCUGCCUGUUUUAUAUGGAGCUGUUACACAAACAUAAUGGGGCGUGGCAGCUGUGUAGCUAUCAUAUAAAUGAGCAACCAUCUUUAAGCCUUUAUAUUCAUCUUUGUUGAGACAACGCUGCUGGGAGAAGAUGGCUUCAUUUCCUGCUGGUCCUGAUUUGAGAAUCGUGAUGAUUGGAAAAACUGGUGUGGGCAAGAGUGGUGUUGGAAACACCAUUCUGGGAGAGAAAUCUUUCAAAUCCUGUCCCAGUUCAGAGUCAGUGACUGAGUCCUGUGAGAAAGGUGUGACACGCUGGGGUAACAGAGUGGUUAGUGUGGUAGACACACCAGGGAUCCUUGACACUAAGAUAUCCCAAGAAUUCAUCAAAAGAGAAAUUGUGAAAUGUGUGGAAGUCUCAUGUCCUGGUCCUCAUGUGUUCCUGCUGGUCAUCCAAAUCGGUCGAUUCACCAACGAAGAGAAAAAUUCUGUGGAAGCCCUGCAAGCGCUGUUUGGUCCUGAAGCUAACCAGUACAUGAUCGUGCUGUUUACCCGUGGUGGUGAUCUUGGAGACAUGACUAUACAAGAGUAUGUGCGUGAGGGCCAGCAAGACCUUCGACGAGUCAUCCAAAGCUGUGGUAACAGGUACCACGUCUUUGAAAACACCAGAAAAGACAGAAGUCAAGUGGUGGAACUAAUCAAGAAUAUCGAUGACAUGGUUGCAAGAAACGGGGGGGCAUGCUACACAGAUGCCAUGUAUCAAGAAGUGCAACAACAAAAGGAAAGUGGAGGUACUCCCUCAUACAGCUUCCUCGGUGCACUGAUGCUCCGUAUUGCAGAAUUUCUAAUUAUUCUUGCUCGUCGCUAAAUGACCAUAAUCAGUAGUCUAAACAUAUCAUCAAUAUCCAGUUAAAACAAGACAGCUUCUGUACACAUGUGUGAACAUAUGGAAUACAUUUUAAAAUCUUGGACACACACACACACACACACACACACACACACACACACACACUUACAGUAGGUAGUGUAGUGCUAUUUUGUGUGGUGUCAGGUUAUCACACCCUUGAUUGUAAAGUAUAAAUGUCUCACAGGGUCAUGAGAAAAAGAGUUUUAAAGAUAAAAU